This is a messenger RNA of Prorocentrum cordatum, 699 nucleotides long. The record is from the annotation of a GenBank genome assembly. NCBI's taxonomy places the organism in Eukaryota, Dinophyceae, Prorocentrales, Prorocentraceae.
GUCGUAGGUCACGGGGCAGAUGCAGGCGUGCACCACUGCAGCAACAACACCUGCGGCGGGCGCGGCCAUGGGCGGGGCCCCGAUUAUGGCUCGGGGGGCGGGCGCCGCUGAGGCGGCCGCCCAAGCCGCGGGAGGCUGCUGCGGCCAGGCCAGCGACCCCACUGGCGAUGCCACUGUCCGCGCCAGCCCCCGCGAUCGCAGGACCUGCGGCGGGCGCCAGGAGACCGGCGCGGGCGCAGCCACGGUCAGCACGAUGGCGGGGCGGCCAGCAGCGACGAGGUUGGGCACCACGGUGGUCCCGGGCGCCAGCGCCACGCUGAAGCGCGCGGCGGCUGCUGUCAGCACAUUGCCGAUCCUCACCGGCGAGGUCGCGGCCCAGAAGCCGUGCACGCGGGCGCUUGCGGCCGCGGCGGGGUAGGAACCCAUGCGGCUGCCGUCGCACGGCAGCCACCGCAAGCACGUCCGCCACGUCGAAGGGGACCUCCCCGUAGCUGCAGCGGAAGUCAUAGAUCAUCCUUUGAGGGCCAGUCGGGGUCCGCCCCUUUGGUCUACAGAUGUGGCGUGACUCCAGUGGGAUGGUUCGGCAGGCAAUAAUGACAAUAUGAAAGCAACACGAAAUCUGCCACCGUCGUCGAGUGCCCUCAGUCUCAUGCCAAUGCCGGGCUAACGGCGAUGAUGCUUAACGGGCGCUCAUAUGGA